Molecule: messenger RNA, 1691 nt
Organism: Teleopsis dalmanni
Lineage: Eukaryota; Metazoa; Arthropoda; Insecta; Diptera; Diopsidae
Exons: 2
Coding region: 75-1202 (375 amino acids)
Source: RefSeq, a predicted model, not a curated record
CAGGUGACGGCAACAUAGAGACCAGGAAGAAAGCGGAAUACUUCACCGGGGCUCAGAAAAGACGCAUCAAGGCCAUGAUUAGGGAUGGAUUGGAUUUGGAGACUGCGAAGCAGAAAGAGAGAGAGCGAUACUCUCUCUACAAAGCUUCCUUGGCAGCAGAAGGAGAAAGUGACAGACCCAGUACCAGCAAAAGGUGCAGAUCUAAUAACACAUCUCCCGAAGAAACACAACGCCCGCAGCCCAAAAAGCCAAAAGCCACUCAACACACAUCUAGCUCUACCGGAAACCAGCUAAAACCGACUCCAUCUUACAGGGAUGUAGCCAAUGCUUGCAAAGUGGCUAUCGCCCAUGAGAAAUAUCCGGAGGUGAAUCUAACUGGUGACCAAAUGGAGUUGAUAAAAUCGAAGCUCCUGGAAGAAAUUGACAAACUUCCCAAGCACAAUAGUGUCUACGGCUUCAUCACCAGUGUUAACAGAGACGGAUGGCUCUCAUUAACAUGCUGCAAUGGUGAAACGAGGAACUGGCUGACCACCUGUGUCCCAAAACUCAAACCAUUCCCGGAUGCUAUUCUCAAAGUGUUUCAGGGCGAAGAGAUGCCCAAAACCUAUGUGUGCAUCACAUUUAUUCCCCCCUCUGCUGUGCUACCACCAGAAAUUCUGAUGUCCCGAUUGGAAAAACAAAAUGGUGGCAUUUGCACAUCAUCGUGGAGAAUUCUCAGGACUGAGAAAGAUAAGAAUGGUGGGGAAACCGUUACGAUCUCGGUGGACGAAAAAUCCAAAAAUUGGAUAGUCGGUCAGGCAGGGAAGCUGUAUCUGAACUUCACACAAAUUCACGUACGUGUGAAGGGAGAGCCAACUGGACCCAAGAAACUGACGACAAAAAGGCCAUUUACGACAGAGAAACCCAGUGACGUCAAGCAACAGGUGCCUCCAUCCAAAAGGCCGCUUUCAGGUGAUAGACCCAGUACCUCAAAAGCACAGGCAGAUAAGCCAAGUGAGACGGUUAAGGUCACACGGGACAGCACCCGAACUGAAGUCGGACCCAGCACCUCAAAACAGCAGGGUGGCACACCGGUAUCUAGUAUAAAGGACCAGAAGCAAGGGCCAAAGAAACCAGCUUCAAGAUCCCCUCGACAGGAAGCACCCACUCAUGGGACAAAAUUGCCCAAGUGGAUGCGGAACGGUAAAGGACGAUACCAAUAAAAUGAUGAGGUGCCUGCAGGUUAAUCUUCAACACGCCAAAGCUGCUACGGCGGUGUUGACACAGCGACUUCUAUCUGAAAAGAUUGACCUAGCCUUUAUCCAGGAGCCAUAUGUAUAUGAGAACCAGAUAAAGGGAAUAAAAGCACACCAACAAGGACCAGGUAGCAGCUAUAAUUUCUGUGGACACCCCAGUAAGUAAGACAGAGCUCAUUGUCUGCUCAUCUUACCUACCUGGAGACUCCCAAGACCUGGACUUCCUAUCACUGAAAGGACUAGUAGACUACAGUGUUAAAAGCAAGAGGCAACUCAUCGUUGGAAGUGACGCUAAUGCACACCACACGAUCUGGGGCAGCACCGACAUCAAUAAAAGAGGUGAGUGUCUAUUUGAAUUUAUAACUGGUAACAACCUAUAUAUUUUGAAUACGGGCAAUAAGCCCACUUUUAUAAACAGAAUCAGGGAAGAGGUAUUAGACAUCACCCUAGCAACAC